AAUUGCUCCUGCUGCGAGUGCCGGACUGGAGCGAGCCGCAAGGUUCGUUCUCUGGGGAAAGGCUCAGGCUAUUAGGUUCCUGCAAGCUACUGGGGAGUUGAUCAAGAUUUUAAGCUAAAGAUGGCGAUGAUGAGUCACCUGAGGGCCAUUCUUCGAGCCUCUCCAUGCAAGACACUGUGGAGAAGGUUCCAGACUCCGAGAUCCACGCCUGCAAGGCCUUGCAGCCUCUACACCUGCACUUACAAAUCCCGGAACCGAGUCUUGCACCCCCUCUGGGAGAAAGUGGACCUGGUCCCGGCAGGUGAGCGCCAGUCGCCCAUCAACAUCCGGUGGAGGGACAGUGUCUACGAUCCUGGCUUACAGCCGCUCACCAUCUCUUAUGACCCGACCACCUGCCUCCACGUCUGGAAUAACGGGUACUCUUUCCUCGUGGAAUUUGAAGAUUCUGCAGAUAAAUCAGUGAUCGAGGGAGGACCCCUGGAACACAACUACCGAUUAAAGCAGUUCCAUUUUCACUGGGGGGCCAUUGAUGCCUGGGGCUCUGAGCAUACCGUGGACAGCAAAUGUUACCCGGCAGAGCUGCACUUGGUGCAUUGGAAUGCGGUCAAGUUUGAAAACUUUGAGGAUGCAGCACUAGAAGAAAAUGGUUUGGCUGUGAUAGGAGUAUUUUUAAAGCUAGGCAAGCAUCACAAAGAGCUACAGAAACUGGUGAAUAUUUUGCCAUCAAUUAAGCACAAGGACACACUUGCAGAAUUUGGGUCAUUCGACCCUUCCUGUCUGAUGCCUACUUGCCCAGAUUACUGGACCUACUCGGGGUCCCUGACUACACCGCCACUGUCUGAGUCUGUCACUUGGAUCAUUAAGAAGCAGCCUGUAGAGGUUGAUCAUGAUCAGCUUGAGCAAUUUCGAACCCUGCUCUUCACUUCUGAAGGGGAGAAAGAGAAAAGAAUGGUGGACAACUUCCGCCCCCUUCAGCCCCUAAUGAACCGCACUGUCCGCUCAUCCUUCCGUCAUGACUAUGUGCUGAACAUACAAGCAAAACCCAAGCCUUCCACCAGCCAAGCGACUCCCUAAGAUGCCAUUAUCUAGGUAGUUAUCUUGCUUAAAUAUAUACUACUUCUUUAAAUAUUGUUAACUAGACUCUUCUAAAUGCCUGCAUUUAAUAAUUAUAAACGAGCCUUUAUUUGUAUGGCAGUGUUCCUUAGUCUUUGAGGGAAGCUCUUUAGUAAACAAAUUUUUACUUUUAUUGCUACUGAUGUUUAUCACUGAAGUACCAGUAAGAGAUACAAGUUUCUCUUAUAGCAACCUGUUGGUAACUGUAAUAUCUUUUUACAUGCAACAUUUUUUAGCUAUUUUUUUAUGUUUAUCAAUUGGUGAUUCUAUAGAGUUAUAUGUAGGAAUGAGAAUCAAAAGAUUUAACAACUGGUAAGGCACAGACACUGACCAUCCAGAAUGCAGGGUUUUCAGAAACAGCCACAGGACCCAGACUGGCACUUCUUGGUUGAACAUUGGCUAUGUUUUAGGUAUAUCUGAUUUUAAAACACGAAUGUGUAUUCUUUUAUAAGGCCUUCUCAGUGGGUAUAUGCCUCAACUCUUAGUUGUCAUUACUAACACAUGAUAUGAUUACUUACUAUCAAUUAAUAAUAUAGAAAAAAUAUCUUGUAAUCCUAAAAACACAAGUGUAUACUUAUAUCUGGGAAUUCUUUUGCAUUUCUGAAAGCCAGAUGUUCUACUUAAAGGCUUGAUCAUAUAGAAAGCAUACGCAUUUUGAGGAAAAUAUAACCACAAAUAUGUUUAUCUCAAAAAAAAAAAAAGAAAGCAUAUGCAGAACAUUUUAAAGAAAAUGCUUUGAGUGCCUAGAACUUAAAAUUCUUCAUGAUCUAUUUUACAGAAAUAUUUUUCAAAAGACUAGUAAUACAGUAGUCUAUAGUUUACAGUAUUAUUUUGCAUUGUAUGUCACACUGAUUCAUAGAAUACAAUAUUUCCCACAAUUAAAAAACUAUCUUGACUUCCCUUUAAAACUAUCUGAACUGUAUUUUAUUUCAUUAGUUGAGGUUCUGUGCAAGGUAGGAGAUAACAUAAAUGUCCUAAUUUAUACAGUGGUUUAGAAGACUUUUGCUAUAAUAAUAAGGAAAGAAACUCAUCAGAUAGGUAAAACCUAGAUAAUUCUACAUACUGUGAGGAAUCCAAUCCAGAGUCGCCCUUGCUUGUAAAUAUGUGGAAUGUUUCUAACUGCCUAUAAGCCUGUAUUCAAACUCAAUACUGCAUUUACUAGUAUAUUUGUUUCACUAGUAUGCUAGUCAUCUGAUCUGUAGGAUAAGGUUGGAUGAAUAUACUUAACACUACUGAACUAUACAAUGAAAAAGGUUAAGAUGGUAAAUUUCAUUUUAAUGUGUAUUUUACCAUAAGUAAAAGUAACUAAUAAAUUCAGUAGGGGAAAAAAAUAGGGUUGGAGUUGUAUGUUUAAGUUUAGGGGCAUAUCUCUGCUCUUAAAAAAGGAAGAGGGUGAAGGCAUUGCUUCUACAGUGCAUGCUUUCUCUGGAAAAUGGAAGCAUACAUGCUCUAGGAAAUGAGUAAAAUUCUUUACAAGAUUAAUAUGGGGGAAAAGCUAUAUUAACUUUAUUCUUAUCUGUUUUAAACCACGCCUGUGUGCAUGCUCAGUCACUUUAGUUGUGUCCAACUCUUUGCGACCCUAUGGACUGUAGCCCGCCAGGCUCCUCUGUUCAUGGAAUUCUCCAGGUAAGAAUACUGAAGUGGGUUGCCAUGCCCUCCUCCAGGGGAUCUUCCCGACCCAGGGAUCGAACCCACGUCUCCUGUGUCUCCUGCAUUGCAAGUGGAUUCUUUACCCACUGAAUCACCUCGGAAGCCAUUGCAAACCAUAGUUAUCUUUAACAGGUAUACACAUGAGAUAUGCAUCUUCCAGGGCACAGGCUUCCCUUCUAGCAAAUUCUUAGUGUAAAAUUCUAUUGCAGUGAGUCUUCUAAAUUGGAGUGAGAACCAAUGCACAGAAUGCCCGACCUGCCCUUCCAUCUUAGAGAUACAGAAGAUAUUCAUAAGGUGUGUCCAGGUUAGCCACCCUUGAUUAACUUACAUCUAGUGUUCUGGUGUAGUUUUUAACAGUACCCUCUUUCACUCUCAACCAUGUCCUGCUUUGUAUUAAAAUUGCUGCUCAUUUUGAUUACAUACUAUAAUAAAACCCUUUCUUUACAA
Messenger RNA from Dama dama (fallow deer), 3210 nucleotides. RefSeq names its product carbonic anhydrase 5B, mitochondrial. Gene Ontology annotation, molecular function: carbonate dehydratase activity; zinc ion binding. Lineage: Eukaryota; Metazoa; Chordata; Mammalia; Artiodactyla; Cervidae. The record is from RefSeq and is a predicted model, not a curated record. Gene Ontology annotation, cellular component: cytoplasm; mitochondrion. The transcript is spliced from 8 exons. The coding region runs from base 121 to 1074 and encodes 317 amino acids.